AUGGCUUCAUUUGAUUUCCAAUCACUGUUUACGAAUGUUCCCGGUCGGGAGGUCAUACGUAUCAUGUGUGAUCAUGUGGAGCAAAACGAACUGAAAAUCGGUAUACCAGUAUCAGUUCUGGUACGACAAUUACUACUGUGCACAACAAACGUAUCGUUCUCCUUCCUUGGUUGGGCUUACAGACAAAUUGACGGUGUCGCAAUCGGAACUCCAUUGAGCCCCAUUCUGGCACAUCUGUUUUUGGCUCAUCUUGAGGAAAAGGCGAGCAAAAUCCUCGAACGUUCACAACUUUACAAACGAUACGUUGAUCAUGUUCUAGUCAUCACAAUAAGUCUAGAAGAGACAACAUGGAUUAUGGAUAAACUCGAUCGCCUGCAUCCGAAUAUACGAUUUACGAUGGAAACAGAAAUCGAAGAUACACUGCACUUCCUCGACAUUAAAAUGACUAGGAAUAAUGAUGGAACAAUGGCCAGAUCUGUUUACCGAAAAGAAACCUGGACAGGCCAAUGCUUGCAAUUUGACAGCUUUGUGUCUGUGGAAUAUGAACGUGGUCUGGUCCGAACACUAUUUCAAACAGCACGACAUAUCUGCACAGAAGACAUGAUUGACAACGAACUACGACAGCUGAAAGCAUCUUUGACUAGAAACGCUUAUCCCGAUGCGUUUAUCGAAAAGCACAGCAAGCCUAAAUUGAUCAGACAAACGAAUUGUUCAGCAGAAAAACUACUAGUCACCCUUUGUCUUCCAUUCAUACGUGAUGACAUCAAUUGCUUGCUCAAACGACCACUUGGAUCAGCGCUUGCCCAAAACAAAUAUUAUGCACCUGACCUCAGAAUUAUUCAUCGAACGAUUGAGAUCCCCACACCCUCGGUGAAACAACGUCCACCUCUGUACACCAAAUCGAAUCUGAUUUACCAAUUUCAGUGUAGUUGCGGAGCAACGUACGUGGGUCGAACAGAGCGCCAGUUACGUAACCGAGUGAUUGAAUAUAUUCCAAAUUGGGUACAACGUUUUGUGAUGCAAUCAGGGUCAGAUCAAAGGCAUAAUGACAACGUUCGAAACCAUAAGAUCCCGUCGUCAGCUGUCGGCCGUCGGCCGUCGGCCGUCGCUCGUCAUCUUCUGAUGACGCAACAUCCAGCUGACCGAAGCAAUGCGUUUCGGGUCAUUUACGUGGCAAAGAAUACCGGGCUUUUGAGACAAAUUGACGGUGUCGCAAUCGGAACUCCAUUGAGCCCCAUUCUGGCACAUCUGUUUUUGGCUCAUCUUGAGGAAAAGGCGAGCAAAAUCCUCGAACGUUCACAACUUUACAAACGAUACGUUGAUCAUGUUCUAGUCAUCACAAUAAGUCUAGAAGAGACAACAUGGAUUAUGGAUAAACUCGAUCGCCUGCAUCCGAAUAUACGAUUUACGAUGGAAACAGAAAUCGAAGAUACACUGCACUUCCUCGACAUUAAAAUCACUAGGAAUAAUGAUGGAACAAUGGCCAGAUCUGUUUACCGAAAAGAAACUUGGACAGGCCAAUGCUUGCAAUUUGACAGCUUUGUGUCUGUGGAAUAUGAACGUGGUCUGGUCCGAACACUAUUUCAAACAGCACGACAUAUCUGCACAUAA
Molecule: messenger RNA, 1611 nt
Organism: Fasciola hepatica (liver fluke)
Lineage: Eukaryota; Metazoa; Platyhelminthes; Trematoda; Plagiorchiida; Fasciolidae
Source: the annotation of a GenBank genome assembly